Molecule: messenger RNA, 909 nt
Organism: Harpegnathos saltator (Jerdon's jumping ant)
Lineage: Eukaryota; Metazoa; Arthropoda; Insecta; Hymenoptera; Formicidae
Product: cadherin-86C-like
Exons: 3
Coding region: 418-900 (160 amino acids)
Source: RefSeq, a predicted model, not a curated record
AGUACAACCCCUUUCACACGCGCGGCAUACGCGGCCGCGUGAAGUGUGCUUCCAGACGAUCCUCGAGAAUGUUGUCUCUUGGAUCACGGUUGAUCACUCCCGCCGAGCGUUUCAGUGAUUUCCCUCCGGUGCAAUUCUCGAAAGGAGAUAAACGCGCGAUUAAGCGCAAUCGAAAUCUUCGUGCGCUCGUGAAAAUGAACACCUAAAGGAAAAGAGCAAGGAAAAGACGCAACGUCGUUAGAAACAUCGGCGCGAGGAUUGACUCAAUAAAGGAUUGCCUCGGCAAGGAGGGGGAGACGCGAAUUUGGAAAUGUGUACAUGAUUGUCGCAUUACCGGAGGAUUCAACCAACGUGCAAUCGAUGGAUAUUCGUAUAAAUAUGAACUAUUUCGCGAACUCGUGAUUCUCCGCGUUCAGAAUGCCCCUCGCAAGAGUAUGGUUUAAAGCUUGGGUUUACUGGGGUCUCGUUUGCGGUUGGGUCGAAGGUGCUCGGCCACGCUUCGACAAGUCCACGAAUAUGGGGUUGGUGUUGAUUCCAGCGGACGCCGAAAUCGGCUCCGUGAUCUAUCGGCUGCGCGCCACCGAUGAGGAUGCUGAUUUUCCUCUCGUUUUUGAAGUCACCGCAACAAUUACACCCGUGGUGAGGAUCGACAAUCUGCCGUGCACGUUGUACAACAAGGUCUGCCAGGCCAAUGUAAUUUUAACGAAGCGCCUUAUGCCGGGACGCCUCCACGAUUUCGCCGUUAGAGUUCGGGAUACCAAGGGAGACUCGGAUUCGAGGCAGGCCACCAUUUCCGCCACGAAUGCGACGACGUCGCGUGAUAAAAUAUUCCCACACAUUCCGUCGCUGAUAAUGGUGCCCGAGGUAAUAAUUGAUGGUACCACUAACGAUGUUAAUUAGUGCACGUCG